This is a messenger RNA of Hyla sarda, 559 nucleotides long. Its product is annotated as transmembrane protein 14C-like. Bases 143 to 466 code for a protein of 107 amino acids. Lineage: Eukaryota; Metazoa; Chordata; Amphibia; Anura; Hylidae. The record is from RefSeq and is a predicted model, not a curated record. Gene Ontology annotation, biological process: regulation of heme biosynthetic process. Gene Ontology annotation, cellular component: mitochondrial membrane. The transcript is spliced from 5 exons.
UCCGCCUGACAGUCACCUGACCGGACCCUGACAGCCAACAGGAAAGAGACUGCUGCAGCCUACAGUAGACUCUGUUCGCCCGUGUACACACGAGACAGUACUGCACUGAGGCUGCUGUCACCAGCGACUGUGAUACUGUAGGAUGGGCGUGGAAUGGUUUGGUUUUGGAUAUGCGGCUCUGGUCGCCUCAGGAGGGGUCAUUGGCUAUGUAAAAGCAGGUAGUGUGCCAUCUCUUGCUGCCGGCCUUCUUUUUGGAGGUUUGGCUGGCCUGGGGGCCUAUCAAAUGUCCCAAGACUCAAAGAACAUCUUGCUUUCACUGAUCGCCUCAGGGACACUGGCAGGAGUUAUGGGAUACCGAUUCUACAACUCUGGAAAGUUCAUGCCCGCUGGAUUAAUUGCUGGUGCCAGCCUAUUAAUGCUUGGAAGACUGGGGGUCAAGAUGUUACAGAAGCCUCAUAACCCUUGAUGGAAGCCAAGCACCAAACCUUUGUAUGCAGUCAGUCCAGACCGUAUGUGUAUAGACAUUCAUUUUCUAAGUAAAACAAACAUUACAAGGUGA